Molecule: messenger RNA, 1270 nt
Organism: Lactuca virosa
Lineage: Eukaryota; Viridiplantae; Streptophyta; Magnoliopsida; Asterales; Asteraceae
Source: the annotation of a GenBank genome assembly
CGACCUCUGAAUGGGCCAGCUCUAAGUUAUAUCUGAAUGAAAAAUAAGACGCUCGUGCCCCUUUGCCAACUCUCGCCGUCUGCUUUCCUUCUUCCUACGCCAAACACGCCAGCGACAACCACCUCCAGCACCGCCCUACGCCACCGCCGCCCUUCUCCCACCUUGACCCUCCGUCAGCGACACCCAUCUCCAGCGCCACCAUCGGUUUUCGUGAAAAUGGCAAAAUCAAAGCAGAAGCAACCUCCAAACGACUUUGAGGAAUGUGUACAAGAUGGUUGGGUGAUUGUCAAGAAGCAAAAAGUUACAAUUUUGAUCCCUCCAUUACCCUUAUUUACUCAACAAUCCUCGAUGCCUAUUCCAGGUGGCAGUCCAUUACAGCCAAUAGCCAUCCAAGAAGUUGAUGAUCAUAUUGCACCUUCACAGCCAGAUCCACCCAUGCCAUUGCCAUUGCCAUUGCCAUUGUCAUUAGUCACCACAAAACCCAUCACAACAUUUUCCAACCCACGAAGGUUGAUGAACCAUAGGGGUAAAUUAGUAAACUCACAUUACAAGAUCCCGAAACCAAAAAAAUAUUGUGGGAAUUUGGUGAAUGGGCACAUGUUGGUGAAUACAAAGAUGAGGGCUUUGAAUCUUGAGAGAAAGCUUAAGAGAGCAGGUGGGCUUAACAGUUGGCUUGUGUCUUUGGGACUCGGUCAAUUUGUCAAGAUUUUUAGGUGCAAACGUGUUGGCAAGAUGCAAUUGGUCAAUCUCACCAUGAAGAAGCUCAAAGAUAUGGGUGCAGUUGCAGUUGGACCUAGAAGAAAAUUGAUGCAUGCUAUUGAUUGCCUUUGGUAAACUUCAAUUUGCAAAAUCAAGAACAAGGGUACAAUUGGAACACAUAUCAUUACUUAUAGUAUAGUUUUGUAUGUAACUAUGUAUGAUUAGUUUAUUACUAAUCUUGAUAUGAUGUUUUAAGUAAAUUAAUAUUUUAUGGAACAGAUGUCUUUCAUAUAUUGUCUAUUUGGAAGGCAUAAAGGCCUAAAAUGACCUCAUGAAUUUUAGAAUCAAAAGAUGGGAAGGAAAAGAAAAAGAAGAGGAAAGGAUUGGUGUAUGUGGGUUGCCAAUUAGAGAGCGAGGCAUCUUGAUGAGGGCAAUAGGGGAAAGAAAAAGUUGGAAGAAUACAAAGGAGCAAUCGCAUAACAAGAUUCGAUUCAUGAAAUAAACAAAUGUAAGAAGAUAUAAGAAAGUUGUAGUCAUGGAACAUAAAUAUGGUGGAGCACUAUGAGUCAAC